AUGCCACUGCAACUGCAUGCCUCCUGCCGCAGCAACCUGGUUGUGUGUGGCUUGUCGGGCAAGCGAUACUCCGGCGUGGCAGAGUUCCACGAGAUGCUGAAGCCACUACUACCUGCUGGGGUAGUGUUGAUUCCUCGCGACGGGCUGUGCUCACUGGAGGCCCUGCACCGCUACGUGAGGUGGGCGCCUGCAUGUUUCUUCAUCCGCAUCGAGGCUGCCCCCAACGUGCGGGAGGCAAACGGCUGGAGAAGCAAAUUUGGACCAGAAGACCUGGUUCGGGACGAGCAUUGGACAGAGGUGGGCUUAGAUGACUGGGAUGGUUGGGACGCUGUGGUGCAGCAUGAUGGAAACCAACAAACCCUGCUUCGAACUGCAGAGGACUUGGCUCCACGUAUCGCAGCGCUUUGCCAGACACCGGCACUGACGAAGCACCGACCUAUUCCGGAGACUUCUGUAAAGCGCACGGAGUUCACUACGCCCAUGCCGGACUGCAUGAAGUUCGGCGGAGCAGAAGCCUAUGUCCCCUCGCAGCCCAUCGCGCAUGCAGAGGCAAAGGUCGAAGGAGCAUCGGCUCGUGUCCAACAUGUUCGGGCAGAGCAAGUUCCAACUAGAGGCAGCCCGACACAGCCUGUGCAAAGACCCGAGAGCCCGGACAACCUCGAUGAACUCGACCAGCUGGAGGCAAAGCCGGCUGCAAGCAGCCCACCCGACGACCAUCCGCCAGCAGGAGACAGGCCCAAUGCUUGGUGCAGUGCGGCUUCCAGUUUCUCGAAUCUUGUAAGCUGCGAUCGUAACUGUGAAAAGUCGGAGAUGCGAUUGCAUCGAUGUGGUAAACAUGAAAGAAGGUAA
This is a messenger RNA of Symbiodinium necroappetens, 849 nucleotides long. The record is from the annotation of a GenBank genome assembly. NCBI's taxonomy places the organism in Eukaryota, Dinophyceae, Suessiales, Symbiodiniaceae.